UCAGCAGACCAACCACUUGUCGGCCUGAUCGUGAAGAGAAUCCGUACGUGGCGUGAAAUAGGCAAAUUCAGCCUUAAUUCGUUUCCUUCCAAUUGCUUCUGCAGGUGGAGGCAUGCAGCAUCGAUCAGCUGCUGACUCGCUGAGACCAUAUUUGAAGACGCUCGCGGUGUCUGCCUUUCAGAAGUUAGCUAGGAGGAAUAAUAAAAAGAAAGGUAGGAAAAUGGGAGGGAAGUGGAGCGUAGUUGUGAAAGAGGUAAAGACGGUGAGCUAUGUGGCGGCACCGAUGGUUGCCGUCACGGUUUUGCAGUAUCUCUUGCAGGUUGUUUCCGUGAUGAUGGUGGGACACCUCGACCAGCUCUCGCUUUCCGGGGUCUCUAUCGCCACCUCUUUCGCCACUGUAACCGGCUUCAGUCUCCUGUUUGGGAUGGCUGGUGCGUUAGAGACUCUAUGCGGACAAGCUUACGGGGCAGAGAAAUAUGAAAAGCUUGGAAUCUACACUUACACCGCCAUCAUUUCUCUUUUUCUGGUUUGCAUCCCAAUAUCUCUCCUCUGGCUCUUCACCGACAAGCUACUGAUCCUCAUAGGCCAAGACCAUUCAAUCUCGCUUAUAGCGCGCAAAUACUCUGUAUGCCUCAUCCCCGACCUCUUUUCAUACGCUAUUCUUCAAUCGCUAACUCGCUACUUCCAGACUCAGAGCAUGAUCCUCCCAAUGCUCUUCACUUCAUGCGCAACUCUGUGUCUCCAUAUUCCCAUUUCUUGGGCUCUUGUUUUUAAAUUAAAUUUAGGAAGUGUUGGAGCCGCGUUAGCCAUUAGUUUAUCGUUUUGGUUCAAUGUCUUCUUGCUUGGGUUAUACAUGAAGUACUCUUCUGCUUGUGAAAAAACUCGUGCCCUGUUCUCAAAGGAUGUCUUCCUGAGCAUGAGGGAGUUCUUUCGGUUUGCUAUUCCUUCUGCCGGCAUGGUUUGUCUUGAAUGGUGGUCAUGUGAGGCUCUUAUUUUGCUUUCUGGGCUUUUACCAAAUCCAAAAACGGAGAUUUCAGUCCUUUCGAUAUGCUUUACAAUUACUUAUUUGCACUACUACGUGCCAUAUGCAUUUGGAGCCACUGCAAGCACUCGGGUUUCAAAUGAGUUGGGAGCUGGGAAUCCACAGGCAGCUAAAGUGGCUGUUAAGGCCAUAAUGGUUCUUGCAAUUGCAGAGAUGGUUACUGUAAGCAUGAUUCUAUACUUUUGCCGCAAUGUUUUGGGCUAUGCCUUCAGCAAAGAGAAGGAAAUUGUGGACCAUGUUGCAGAUAUGGGGCCUUGGAUUUGUCUCUCGAUUAUUAUGGAUGGUUUACAAGCUGUUCUUUCAGGAGUUGCUAGAGGAAGUGGGUUGCAGAAUAUAGGAGCCUAUGUCAAUCUUGGUGCAUAUUAUCUGGUUGGGACUCCGAUAGGUGUUGUCUUGGCUUUCGUUUUACACUUAGGUGGCAAAGGCCUUUGGAUUGGAUUAGUGACAGGAUCUACUGUUCAAGCAACUCUGCUUGCUCUCACAACGAGUUUCAACAAUUGGCAAAAGCAGGCAAUAAAAGCAAGAGAGAGGAUACUUGAGGUUGAGGGAGAUACUUAAUUAGUUCAGAUCACUUCAGAGGGAACUGAAUUGGAUGGGCAGAGCAAUGUGUUAGAAUAUAUGAUGAGAUUUGAUUGUAACUCAUUUCAUAUUUGAUAGUAUCUCCCCCUAUAAUUUUGUAUUAUCUCUGCCUAUUACAGCUUACCUAUAAAUAGGGACUAUUUGUAUAGUAAGUUAUCAAAGAAUAAGAGCAAGAUGUAACAUGUUGGGCUCUUUCCUAAUGGUAAA
Alnus glutinosa is the source of this 1828-nucleotide messenger RNA. RefSeq names its product protein DETOXIFICATION 14-like. Gene Ontology annotation, biological process: xenobiotic detoxification by transmembrane export across the plasma membrane. The record is from RefSeq and is a predicted model, not a curated record. The coding region runs from base 113 to 1600 and encodes 495 amino acids. NCBI's taxonomy places the organism in Eukaryota, Viridiplantae, Streptophyta, Magnoliopsida, Fagales, Betulaceae. The transcript is spliced from 7 exons. Gene Ontology annotation, molecular function: antiporter activity; xenobiotic transmembrane transporter activity. Gene Ontology annotation, cellular component: membrane.